AAAAAAAACACGGAAAAACCAGAGGGAAUCCUGCCAUGUGACCUUUUUACCUGCGCAUCCAUCUUCUGCGCCUCCCUAGGGGAUGCUGUAGAUGGCCUUGCAGGCGGUUUGCCUGUAGGAAGGGCCGUCCUCUGGGCACUGCGGGGGCAGGAAGAAGGGGGCGUCCGCCGCUCCCCGCCGCCGGGCAUGGCGCCGCUGGUGCUGUACCACUGGACGCAGUCCUUCUCCUCGCAGAAGGUGCGCCUGGCGAUAGCCGAAAAAGCCCUGAAGUGCGAAGAGCACGAUGUAAACCUGCCGCUGAGCGAGCACAACGAACCGUGGUUCAUGCGCUUAAAUUCCUCUGGAGAAGUGCCCGUCCUGAUCCACGGGGAAAACAUCAUUUGUGAGGCAACGCAGAUUAUCGACUACCUUGAAGCAACGUUUGUAGACGAGGAAGUACCAAGAUUAAUGCCAGAAGAAGGGAGCAUGUAUUAUCCAAGGGUACAACACUAUAGAGAGCUUUUAGACUCCUUGCCUAUGGAUGCCUACACGCACGGCUGCAUCCUGCACCCUGAGUUAACAGUGGACUCCAUGAUUCCAGCCUAUGCUACCAGCAGAAUUCGUAGUCAAAUAAGUAACACAGAAUCAGAGUUGAAGAAACUUGCGGAAGAAAAUCCAGACCUUCAAGAUGCCUAUAUAGCAAAACAGAAGCGCCUUAAAUCUAAACUGCUGGAUCAUGAUAAUAUAAAAUACCUAAAGAAAAUACUGGAUGAACUGGAAAAAGUUUUGGAUCAGGUUGAGACUGAAUUGCAGCGGCGAAAUGAGGAAACGCCGGAAGAUGAAAAUCAGCCUUGGCUCUGUGGUGAUUUCUUCAGUCUGGCAGAUGUAUCACUUGCUGUCACAUUACAUCGCUUGAAGUUUCUGGGAUUAGCAAGAAGAAACUGGGGAAACGGAAAGCGGCCCAACUUGGAAGCCUAUUAUGAGCGUGUUCUGAAGAGAAAAGCAUUUUACAAAGUUUUAGGACAUGUCAACAAUAUAUUAAUCUCUGCUGUUCUGCCAACAGCAUUCCGUGUGGCCAAGAAAAGGGCUCCCAGGGUUCUCGGCACCACCCUGCUGGUCAGCAUGCUGGCGGGAAUGGGUUAUCUUGUUUUCACAUGUCUUCGGAAGAGGUUUGCCAACGUGAUGUUAUCAAUUAGAACCAGGCAAAAUUAUUUUUAGACCCGUCCGUCCCUGGUGAUGAGUGGAGGGCAUCUCUACCCCCCAGGAAAAUAUCCCCAAUAAAAUAUAAACGUAGAAGAAAGGUUAUAUCUGUGAAUUAGAACAUAGUCACACAGUAAUCGUCUCCUGCUGUUGUAUAAUUGGAUUGGCAAUGCUGAAAUAUCUGUGGUAAGUAUAUGUUGGAGGGACAAUAGAGGAAAGAAGAGACUUUUUUUUUUUAUGUUGAGGACCUAUAAAGGAUGUGACAGUGCUUUGUUAAAGUGGUUAUUGUCUCCUUUACCCAGUAGCUGACCUAAUUAAAAUGCUUUUAUUUAAUAGAUACGCAGCAAUGUGACAGCUUUUCACUGUGGGUGAAAUGCAUUACUGUGCAGAAACCAGCAUUGUUGAAAUACUGAAAAUAGCACUUUAAAUUCUCAGAGUGGGAUUGAAGUGGAACAUAGGCUCUGUGCCUGUUGUGUACAGGAGUGUCUCUGUGCUGAUUAAUGUCUACUGAUUUGCAGUUGGAUCUUUAGGAAUGUGUUAAAAAGUAGUCUUGUGGAGCCACUAUUGUCACUGUAUGUUCAUGCAGCAGUACAGGAAGAGACCUGAAACAUGUAUGAACAUCAAUGAUUUGUGGGCCGCACGAGUGAGAUUCUCCACAGGCAUCAGUGGUCAACAGAUGCUGGACUUCUGCUGAAAUACAAAGGGGGGUGAAAAAACUGACACUUGUCUUCUGAAAGCCUUUUGGGUAGCCUUUGGCCCAGCCAGGUAUCCAGCUCAACUGUAAGCCCAGGCUGAGUCAAACCAAACUAUCUCAGUGUACAUUUCCUGCUUUCAUUGAGGUGGCUUGAUACAGUUGUCUUCAUAUUAGUGUCACAUGUAACCUUUCUCGUUUCCACUCUGAGCACUAGCUAUCAUUUGCACACUACUUGGCUAUGUUAGCAAUUGCAUGUGCCUCUGAAAUGUUUGCCCACAGCAGCCAACUAGCAAAUGUAUGCACAACAAUGUGUUUUGUGAAAGUGAUUUAAAAUAAUUCACUAUAUUUCAAUCUGGUUAUAUAGCCUAGAUUGAAGGUGAAACUGUAAUUUAGCAAUCUCUUUACUUAUUGGUGGUAAGUGAAAAAUGUAGGCCAGUUUGAAGACAUAUGAUUUGUACUGCAGAUUUUUUGCAGAGCUGCACUUUUGUAGCAUGUAGGAAAGGUGUAGGAAAACACUGUGAUUACUUCCCACUACUCAGCAGAUGCUGAGAGUUUUAUUAGAUUUGAACUGAGCUCCUGUUUCGAUGAGAAAUAAGCAGUUACCUGAAAGCAGACUUUGAAUCACUUUGCAGCAAGAAAGCAAUUGGAAGGGCUGAAAAUUCUCAUGACAGUUUAGUAAGAUUUUUGUAUUCUUGAUGAAUGUCUGAAAGCCUCAGAGUUUUGUUUACAAGUUAUAGAUAACUACACCAAGCAAAACAUAGCUUUAAAUGUUUGCCUAUCAACCUGUGCUAACAGGCCUAAGUACAUUUUAGAUCCAGUGCUGGUGGCUGUGGUCUUUCUGCACAAUUGCUUUUGAGCACCAAGGAGAUCUGCCUUCAAGUUUGCUGGAGAGAACUGAGGCAGUUUCUGUCUGGACAGUCUCACCAUCUAGGAGAUAUCAAAGUGGAUGCAACUGUUGAAUACUGCUUAUAAUUUGUGUUAGUUGUCUAGCAAAAGAAGACCUAAAUCUCAUUGCUCCUUUUCAGAAAUAAGAAACAUCUUACCUAGGAAGCAAUGCUUUUUUUUUUUUUUUUUUAUUUGUCAAAAAUACAGUUUUACUUAAUUCUAUUUCAUGAGCUGGUUCUCAAGAACUAGUUGAAUUAAAUGUGCUCUAUUUAGAAAGACUUUAUUAUCUUUAGAGUACGUUUAAUCCAACAAUACUAUUAAUGUCCUGGCAACUUUAAAUGAGUUUGCAGUUCAUCUGCAUUUACUUGUAACCAAUAAAUUCCACUAAGCUAAUAAACACAGAAUAAGGCCUGCAACUUAAUGCUUCUCUGGCAUGUAUUUCUGUCAGGCCAUCUGUAAAAUAUAAUCUGGUCAAGUCAUGGUAGAAUUCAAUAUAUGAUUUAGCUUUCUUUAGAAUUAGUUUAUAUUUUACUUUUUCCUUCCUCUUUUUUUUCCUUUUUUUUUUUUUUUUUUUUUUAAUGUGUUAAUUCCAGGUAAGACCACUUACAUUCCCAGAGAUGUGUCCGUUUAGUUCACAUUAGUAGCUCAGUGGGCUCUCAUACAGGCUAAUUAUUGAUGAAGCAGUUUUACUUUCCCCCCGACCUUGCUUCAGCCUGUGCUCGUCUAUGCCAGGAGCUGCCUGUACUGUUGGGAAGGACUGAAGUGACCACCAGAUGUCAGUGGUCCUCCAGGGCUGCACUUCGACAUGCUUCCGAGAUGUGCAGGAAAAGUUUUUACAAACUAGUUUUCACAAACAAAAUGUUUGUGAUCUAAGCAUAGUAUGGAUGUGAGCAUCCUCAUCAGACCAGCAGUCUCUCAGGAGCUCUUGAAACAACUGUUUUGGUCUCUGAUACCUAUCAUUUGUGCUUAGGUGUAGUUUCUACACUGGAUAAAUAAGUGGGCAUAGUUGAAAUAAUAUUUCACGUUAAUUGCUGUUUAGUAACAUUCAUUUUAAACUUACCAUCUGCAGAAAUGAAUGGGGAUAAAACUUUUACUGCGGAAAAGUUUGGAUCCCUAUUUUAAUUCAUGUCUAUUAAUUCAACUGUUUGAUAGCCAAUUAUUUUCACUACCCUGAAGUACUCUGUGCAACAUUGAUUUUUGUACAGGUGGCAGCAAAAGGCUUAUUCAUGAUUAAAUUCCUCAAAAUAGGAUGAGAUUUAGAAGCACAUAUGCUGUAUAUGGCUCUUUGUGCAGGAUAGUCUUUGUGUGGUGCUUGUAAAGUUUCUUUUCAGCCUGGCUUAUUUUCUUUGCUCUGGUACCUCUGGACACUAUUUAGAUUGGAAACACAAGCAAUCUUCUGGUUUUCAUUUACUGUUUGCUCUCAUAUCACGCAUCAGGUAUAUUUCAUAUGAUACCUUUGUAUGUGAGGCCUGCACAAUAAACAUUGAUUCUGAGACCAU
Molecule: messenger RNA, 4257 nt
Organism: Athene cunicularia (burrowing owl)
Lineage: Eukaryota; Metazoa; Chordata; Aves; Strigiformes; Strigidae
Gene: GDAP1
Product: ganglioside induced differentiation associated protein 1
Exons: 6
Coding region: 187-1197 (336 amino acids)
Biological process (GO): mitochondrial fission; mitochondrial fusion
Cellular component (GO): mitochondrial outer membrane
Source: RefSeq, a predicted model, not a curated record